This is a messenger RNA of Cricetulus griseus (Chinese hamster), 1405 nucleotides long. NCBI's taxonomy places the organism in Eukaryota, Metazoa, Chordata, Mammalia, Rodentia, Cricetidae. The record is from RefSeq and is a predicted model, not a curated record.
GCCAUGCAGCCGUCUACCAGGCCUGAGCUGCCUCUGCCCAAAUACUGCAGUGUGGCAAGAAUCCCGAAAGCCCCUGACCCGGAUGGUGCUGCAUCACCCUCGGACCUCUCCUUCACCUGUCUCUUUGCCAGGCAAGCACCUUGGCUACCCACGAACUGCACACUCACCAGGUGUGCCUCUUGUCACCCUUGUUCCCACACUGCUGAUACACCAUAUCAAGGGCUUAGAUGGCUGGGAAGAGUCGGAGAUGCUGCUGGCCCCUGGGUCCUGGCCAGGAGGGAACCAGAUGGCUUUUAUUAUCUGGCUCAGAUAAAGGCUGCUCCAGAGCUGGAGAGGCGGGGGGCCCUGGUUGUGGAAUUUGAGGCUCCCCUUGUCACAGGCCUAAAGCUGCCAGCCCAGCAACGGAGAGUGGUAUUUCCAGAAGAUGUCAUUCAGUUCUCACCAUCUGUGCCACACUCACUGCAACCCGGUGACAAGGUGCUGGCACCUUGGGAAUCAGAGCAACAACAGUUUGGGCCUGGCAUUGUUCUCUCGGGCUUGAAGAGACAAAAAGGCCAAAGAGCAUCUAAAGAAGAAGUCACUGUUCACUUCUGGAAUGGCAAGACGACUAAGGUUCCUCUAGACAGGGUCAGGUUAGUGUCCCUCACUGUCUGGAAGAAGGCUGUGGGGAGACUACAAACACCUCACAUCAGGGACUACCACAGUCCUUUUAUUUGGGUACCUCACUGCUCUCCUCUGGGACCUAAGACUGGAUGCGUCAGACACAGACCCUCUCUGGACUCUUCCUUCUUAUGCCCUCCAGGCCUCUCUUGUGCCCACUGCCAGUUUCCGGAUCAGAGCUGUUUCUGUGGCUGCCCUUUGGUGGGGCCUACCUGGUGGUCUCUAACUAGGACCUCAGAGGUUACAACCAGAAAACUCCCAGAGCCAGAGCCGAAGCCCACAGCUCAGCUUCUGCCCCUACAAGGUCCUAAAGAGGAGGCAAGAGCAGCAUUUAGCUACAAUAUGUCCUACUCCUCUGAGGAAGAGAAUUCAGAGAGUCAUCUGGAGAUGGAACUUCCCCAGAGGCAGAUGGUAAGCAGGGCAGUCAACACCGACCCCACCGUUUCUGAGAAGCCUUUGCAGCAGUACGGCCCCUGUCGGCCUGAGUGGAGGUACUGGAGGCGAAAUGGGCCUGAACCACCCCCUGGAAAACAAGGUAUGUUAUACCAAGGGUAUGGCCCUAGCUUCCCAGGCAGGGCCUAGGGGCUGCAUGGGUCUCCUGGGAAUCUGGCACACUCUGGUGGGCUUGAAAGUAACGUAUGGAAUGCAGGCUGUGGGGGAGACUGGCAGAUGAGGGAAGUGGUAGCUCCCAUGUGAACAGGAGAGGCCGGAUGGCUUGAUCUUUGUGCUCUGAUUGGUGCCUAUA